Molecule: messenger RNA, 1179 nt
Organism: Pistacia vera
Lineage: Eukaryota; Viridiplantae; Streptophyta; Magnoliopsida; Sapindales; Anacardiaceae
Product: cytochrome c oxidase assembly protein COX11, mitochondrial
Exons: 8
Coding region: 160-978 (272 amino acids)
Cellular component (GO): mitochondrial inner membrane
Molecular function (GO): copper ion binding
Source: RefSeq, a predicted model, not a curated record
CCUUACACGGAGUAAUUUACGGGUCUAGGAAAAUAAGGUUGAAGAGUAAAAUCACUGCUCACAUCAGUCUGUCUUCCCAGGCUUUGCUCUCCCGAUAGCCAUUACAUUCUAUAAUCUGCAGUUUCUUAUGCCAUUGCGUAUUCUUUGAUAUCUAGAAAGAUGUCAAUGUCAAGGCUUUCAAGUAGAACUCAUCUAUGGCCUUUCCUGCAACAUUCUAGGUGUAUACAUAAUGUUUUGUGGUCGAGUUAUAAAUACACUGGAGCUAGUACCGGAUAUAAUGGUGUAUUAGGGUUGAUGCCAAGAAGUGGAUAUAGCAGGGGUUCGAUUAACAAAUCUUGGGAAUCUCAGUCCUUUGGUUCUAGGUCUCUUUGGAGAUCUAAUUCUUUGCUUAGUAUUCAAAGACAAUACACCUCUCAUGCUUCUACCCAACAGAAAUCACAAAAAAUGCUUUUGUACCUCACAGCGUUGGUUUUUGGGAUGGUGGGUUGUAGUUAUGCUGCUGUCCCUUUGUAUAGAACAUUUUGCCAAGCUACUGGCUAUGGGGGAACUGUUCAGCGCCGUGAGAGUGUUGAAGAAAAGAUUGCGCGCCAUACAAAAGAUGGAAUUGUCACUUCAAGGGAGAUUGUGGUGCAAUUUAAUGCUGAUGUUGCUGAUGGAAUGCCAUGGAAAUUUAUUCCUACACAAAGAGAGGUAAGAGUCAAACCUGGAGAAAGUGCCCUUGCAUUUUACACUGCUGAAAAUCGAAGUUCAGCUCCAAUAACUGGUGUCUCUACAUAUAAUGUCACCCCUAUGAAGGCUGCAGUUUACUUCAAUAAAAUACAGUGCUUUUGCUUUGAGGAGCAGCGCCUUCUUCCAGGGGAGCAGAUUGACAUGCCUGUAUUUUUUUAUAUUGACCCUGAGUUUGAAACGGAUCCUAGAAUGGAUGGAAUAAACAACUUGAUCUUAUCCUAUACAUUUUUCAAGGUCUCUGAGGAAUAAAAAGAGAAGGUGAUUUUGUAGUGACAUUAAAGCAUAAAUACUUAGGUUGAAUAAAAAAAAUCACUUUCCCUAACAGGGAAAAAUUGUGAGGAAAUUUCAUUACGAAAUCAAAUUAUAUAGGAAUUAACGCUGUAUAAACAAUUAGUUGAGGGAAAGUUCACUUUUCUUUGCUUCAGUUUUUCUUGUUAUCAUAUUCUACCA